Molecule: messenger RNA, 3047 nt
Organism: Ostrinia nubilalis (European corn borer)
Lineage: Eukaryota; Metazoa; Arthropoda; Insecta; Lepidoptera; Crambidae
Product: cGMP-dependent protein kinase, isozyme 1-like
Exons: 11
Coding region: 173-2392 (739 amino acids)
Biological process (GO): protein phosphorylation
Molecular function (GO): cGMP-dependent protein kinase activity; ATP binding
Source: RefSeq, a predicted model, not a curated record
AUAAUUAAAACAAUCGGAAUGGCAAGAUAAUCUGGCGGAGUGAUAACGAGUGCCGUUUUUCCAAUCACGCAGUCGAAGCCCGAUGCGCGAGCGCUGCCUAGCUCUCUAUUCCCAUAAUUAGAAAAAAAACAAUGUGAUAUUUUCUGUGCCGGUGAUAGAUCAGAACAUCAAUAUGGUGCUGUGUCCUCCGUUCCGGUGGUCAUCCAAAGGUGGAUUUUCUCUAAACAAAGUGCAACGCACGCAUCCUGCUCGUCCCACACGACGCGAGACAAUCGCAAUAUUUCCCGAGGCGUUAGGAGAGUUUUCACCAAGGAGCAAUGGAGAAAUUACAAAUGGAUACUCUCCAGCGCCGAACAAGAUCAGUAGCUUGUCUGCUGUUGACCUGUCCGUUAUUGAAGACAUCAAAAAGACCAGUGCUGUGAGCCAGCAGAGCAGAGAAUCCAGAUCCAGUCACAUGGAUGCAGAUAGCGGCGUAGUGGAUGACCGAAAAAGUAGCGCAGGUCGUAAGACUAUUGCGGACUUAGUCCGAAUUGACCCUAAUAAACAAGAGCGCAAAAGAAGAGCAGUUAUUGCACCCCCGGUGACCGUCGACGCCUCGGAUCUACAGUAUGAUAAAUUUGAAAAAGAUCAAAGAUCUGCUGCACAAAUCAGUAAAGCCGUUAUGGCUAAUGAUUUCUUGAGGAAUUUGAUGGACGAAGAAAGACUGAAAGCCGUUGUGGAAGCCAUGAGCUCGCAGGACUGUCCAGCAGGCAGCCUCAUUAUCCGGGAAGGGGAGAGUGGCAGCCACCUGUACGUUUCAGCACAUGGACAGUUCGAAGUCUUGAAAGGAGGUCAAGUGGUCGGCGCCUUCGGAGCCGGUGAAGCGUUUGGCGAAUUAGCAAUUUUAUACAAAGCCAAACGAUUCGCAUCUAUACGCUGUAUAACAGAAGCGAAAGUAUGGACGCUGGAGAGGCGAGUGUUCCAGAAGAUCAUGGUGCGCAGCGGGCGUCAGGAGCAAGAAGAUAACGUGCGAUUCCUCGCGUCAGUGCCCUUGCUGCAGGGCAUCCACCCCAUUGAACUCACUAAGAUAUCCGGGUUCUUGAAGAGGGAGUUCUUCUCAGCUGGUACGGCUGUUGUGCGACAAGGGGAUCGUGGGGACAAGUUUUACAUCAUCCGUGGUGGUACCGUAGUGGUGACGAAGCGAGAGGGCGACGCGGGAGAGAACCGCGUGGGCACGCUGCGGCGAGGAGACUAUUUCGGCGAGCAAGCGUUGCUACACGAGGACCGGCGGCUGGCCACCGUCACGGCGCAGCCGCCCGGAGUUGAAUGCCUCACCCUUGAACGAGGGCCUUUCACAGAACUACUGGGUGAUCUAGAUGAAUUGAGACUAAAACGGCAUACAGUGCCGCGACCCUCCCAGCAAAGCAAGACAUCGCAAGUCAGAAGCGAGUUCGAGUACGUGGAACUAAAAGACUUGGAGAUCGUUGGCACGAUGGGCGUGGGCGGCUUCGGGCGGGUCGAGCUGGUGCAGUACCGGCCCGACAAGACCAUCACCUUCGCGCUCAAGUGCCUCAAGAAGAUCGACAUGGUCCAGCAGCAGCAGCAGGAGCACGCCUACAACGAGAAGCACAUUAUGAUGGCGUGCGACAGUCCUUUCUUAUGCAAGCUCUACCGCACGUUCAAAGACAACAAGUACAUCUAUUUCCUAAUGGAGCCGGUGCUGGGCGGCGACUUGUGGACCAUCCUGCAGAAGCAGCGCUUCUUCCCAGAGAACGUGUCGCGAUUCAUGACCGCCUGCGUGGUCGAGGCCUUCCAGUACCUGCACUCCAAGGACAUCAUCUUCCGGGAUCUCAAGCCGGAGAACUUGAUGCUGGAUAAGAACGGCUAUAUCAAAUUGGUUGAUUUUGGGUUUGCGAAGAGAAUAUCAGCGAACAGUAAAACUUGGACAUUUGCGGGAACUCCUGAAUAUGUUGCACCAGAAAUUGUGCUGAAUAAGGGACACGACCGUGCAGUGGACUGCUGGGCGUUAGGGGUGUUUAUUCACGAGCUGCUGGUGGGCAAGCCGCCCUUCCGCGCCACCGGCGGCGACCACAUGAAGACCUACACCCUGAUCCUGCGCGGGAUCGAUGCUGUGGCCUUCCACCCGCGCGUCUCCAACUCCGCCAAGAACCUCAUUCGGAAGCUGUGUCGUGCUGUACCGGCCGAGCGACUUGGGUACCUCAAGAACGGAAUGGAUGACGUUAAAAACCAGAAAUGGUUCCUCGGAUUUGACUGGGAAGGCCUACGCGAGCGCCGGCUGAAAGCGCCGCUGGUGCAACCCGUCGCCAACGACUGGGACCUUUCCAACUUCGAAAAGUAUCCCAAAGACAAACUGCCUCCAGAUGAGACGUCGGGUUGGGACAUAGACUUCUGAUCAAUUAAUAGAAGACUUGAUCAAGAAAUGUUUUACAUGGAAAAGUACUUUUAAAUUAUGUAAAUAUUUACCACAAAUCAUGGAGAUACUUUUCAUGGGCUUUCAAAAUGUUGUUUCUCCAUAGAUUUUGAGUAGAAACACCCACCAUGUUACUUGUGGUACACAGUUCCACGCGCUAAUGAGCCAGCUUUUCAAUAGCCUUUAAUUUUAUUCCACGAGUACUAGUUUCGUGCAAAAUGACAAGUUUUUCACUAAAGUUCUUAACGUGAACCGUGCAACAGUCACGGCCUAUAGAAUACAACGAGUUGCCAUAAAUGGAAAAUGUGAUUGUGAUGGGAACCCUACAUCAACCGGGUCAAAUGUUACAACAAGUCUCUUGGUGUCUUGGUGUACAGGCGUUGACAUAUCAAACUUCUGUGACAUUUUAAUUUUGUAAUUUGUGUGCGACUUUUCAACAAAAACGUAAAGCCUAUUGUGUUGACGAUUGUACAUAGUCAUAUACCUACACCUCAACAAAAACCAAAACCUGGCACAAAAUAGAAUUAAAAGCCGAGAUUAUUCAUUUAUUUAGGAUAAGUUAAAUGUAAUAAUAAUUUAAGAUGUACUUAACUAAAUGAAUGUGUAAGAACAAUAUUAAAGCAAGAUAGAAAUAAAU